AUGCCAAAGGUAGGUACAGCUAUUUUCCCUGCUUUCUUGUCUGCCCUGCUUCUUGCUCACACCAUGGACUCGGCGCACGCAAGCCGCGCAGCUGAACUUUGCCCACCAGGUCACGGCAAUCUAAUCUCGGCGCCGUCGCUGUCCUGUCCGCUUGGGAGAUGGGAAGCUGGAGGCCGCAGAUUCUCCGCCAGUCGACAUUCGCUUGCCGUCAACCGUAUAGGUAGACGGUCCGCUUCAAAGCUCUUUCGUACAAGUUGGUUUCUCCAUUGGGAGCCACCAUCGCAUCUACGGUUACAGAACUGGCUAGUGGACCACGCGAUACCCCAGAAUCUUUGUUCAGAUGCCGGACGACAGUCCUGUUGUUGUGUGACAACGCCGGGAGGCGUAGCGAGCAGUGGGGCCGGUUUGUUCCACCAAUUCCUUCUGAGGGACAUCUCAUUUCAUCCCAUGGUCACCCCUGGGUCUGGAUCGGACUGCGUUGCCUUCCUGAUUCGAAAGCAUGCGCUGGGUACGGGGAUUGAGAAAUCCCCUCCGAUCCAUGCGGGGGACUGUGCGGAAGAAUUGAAUGCCUGGUUAUUGUUUCUUCCCUCCCACGUGCUGGGUUUACGUCGUUUGAAUCAAAAUAUACACGGUGGCAUGUGCCUCACUUCCAUUCCCUUCCCCAUUUCUUUUACUCUGCAAACCUCGACACCUGGCCCAAAGCAUGCUAAGAUGAUCUUCCCACGCGAGGACGACGACAAACCGAUACCCAACUACGUCGACCCCACCGUUCGACUCAACAUUGGCAUCUGGACACUCUUCGCUGGUGCCACCGUCUUUCUCGCGCUGCGCAUCUGGAUCAAGAUCACUCGUCGCCAUGGCCUCUGGUGGGAUGAUCGUAUUCUGCUCAUAUCAUGGGUGAGUCAGGCCUUUAUCCAAGUCUCUGUGAAUCGAGCAUCAGCUGAGAAGCCAUCAAAGGUCAUUCUCUUUGCCAACGACAUCAUCAUUUCAAUAGAGUAUGCGACAGGUUACGUCCAACACAAGUGGAACGACCGCAUGCAUAUCCUCAUCUCCAUCUCUUCGUGUGGAACACUCAUCGGACAGGCUCUCACCAAGACAGCCUUUGCCGUUACCCUCCUCAAACUUACAAAGAAUUGGCUCAAAUGGAUCCUAUGGUACAUCAUCAUUUCCAUGAACGCUUACAUGAUCGCCAAGGUGAUUCUUCAGUGGGCGAAGGUCUGUGGGAACUCGUCAUAUGACGUCCAUUAUCGUCUUGAUUUUUGCCUCGAUUCCAAAUUCAGAGAAGACUUCAAAGAGGGUGGCAACGUAUACAAUGUUAUCAUGGAUUUCAUCCUCGCCACCUUCCCGUGGAUCAUCACCUGGAAGCUAGACAUGCGCAGAGUGGAGAAGAUCGGCCUAUGCGUAGCCAUGAGUCUUGGCAUGGUCGUCGCCAUUGUCGCAGCCGUCCGGAUAGGCUGGAAAGAUGAGGGGAACCCAAAAGACGAAUGGUACUUUUGGCGCAACGCCCACUCCAACAUCUGGUACUCAUCCGAAGUCGUGGGCACCAUCAUCGUCCAAUGUAUCCCCGUAUUACGACCUUUACUCCGCGACAUUCACACAUCCUUGACCUCGCGCCGAUUGGGUUCAACGGUGAACCACACCGCUCGCCAAAGCAAGAUGCCCGCCUUCGGCCCAACGAUCGGCAGCAAGCCGUCACAUCGCGCGCACAUUUACUCAGAUGCAGCAGAAGAGUUCUCAGACACCAAGAGCGACCCGUCAUCCGAUUCCUGGGAUAACCAGGGCAUCUAUCACAGAAGGGACUUUGAGAUGACGAGUAUUGAAAUCACGUCCCCUCAAGAUAGACAUACGAGAGACGAUUUUCUUCCCUAG
Messenger RNA from Plenodomus lingam JN3, 1869 nucleotides. Lineage: Eukaryota; Fungi; Ascomycota; Dothideomycetes; Pleosporales; Leptosphaeriaceae. The record is from RefSeq and is a predicted model, not a curated record.